This is a messenger RNA of Myripristis murdjan (pinecone soldierfish), 12357 nucleotides long. It is a transcript of the gene pkd1b, whose product is annotated as polycystic kidney disease 1b. Lineage: Eukaryota; Metazoa; Chordata; Actinopteri; Holocentriformes; Holocentridae. The record is from RefSeq and is a predicted model, not a curated record. Gene Ontology annotation, molecular function: protein binding; monoatomic cation channel activity. The transcript has 40 exons. Gene Ontology annotation, biological process: calcium ion transport. Bases 1 to 12168 code for a protein of 4055 amino acids. Gene Ontology annotation, cellular component: plasma membrane.
AUGACACACACAACAGCGUCACCAGCCUGGGCUCUACUGUGGAUCCUGUGUGUGGCUUUGACCGCCACAGCUGGAGAGGAGGUUACUUGCCCAAAAGGUGGUCAGAUCCACUUGGCCAGCCUGCGAUGCUAUUGGCUCUCUUCAACAGCAUCGUCGUGGUCAGUGGCACGGGAUUCAUGCCAAGCCAUCCAAGGAGGGGAUAUGGCAGCUGCUGGCAGCCAGGAGCUACAAAAGUUCAUCUAUUACGCCUUUCCGAUGAAAGCCACAAUGUGGGUAUGGUUAAGGGGAACAGAGGAAGAAGCUCCUGACCAGGUUGGGAUUAUAGGGCCAAGGAGUCAGGGGGUGUGUACUCAGAUGGCUUUAGGCACACUGGGACAGUGGAGGAGGGCUGCAUGUGUUGGACAGUAUCUCUUCCUCUGUGAAAAAGAGGUAGCCGCUGUGUCCCUGCCAUCUUUGGACAGUUACCUGAUAGGAUUGGCUCUCAUGACUGGUGUCUAUGCCAGAGCCAAGAUGGAAACCCUUCCCACUCCUCCGGACACCAGACAGCUUGCAGUGGAGAUGCAGCUAUUCCCAGGAUUGUGGUUCACUCAUGCAGGUCAGUUGGCAUCGGUAGAGCUGGUGGUCCAACCCAGCCCACUGACCUCUCUGGCUCGAGUUCAGAUCCUGCGGCCCUACUGCAGUCCCAGCCACCAUCUUGUACCUCCAGGUUGCAGCUCGCUCCUUAACCCCUUCAGCUGCUGCUCAGUGGUGCCACUGUGCAACACCACAGGAGGCUGCAGCAUAGGAAGGUACUGGUGCCAUCUGCUGGAAGCCUGUGUGCCCAUCACCAGUCCCUGCAGCCCCUAUGACUCUGCAGCAAGAGACCGCAGCUUUGCUUUGCCCCCCAGAUACUCUGCAGUACCACCUUUCUACCACUUGGUAGCAGACCUGCCUUUCAGAAUGAACCCCAGCUCUGAAUUAAAAACUAUUAGUCUGGUUCUGCCGGAGAGAGAGAUCAUGUUGUAUCCUGAUGAUAUUGUGGCUAUACAACACACUCGCAACUCAGGAACAUUCCUGCAUUGCCAUGAUAGUGACGCAUCACUUAGCUCCCCUUGGCGCCAGAGUUACCUGUCUCUGAGGGGGGCCGAGUGGGGCGGUUGGUGGGAGGGAGGCUUCUCUUCCCUGCUCCAAGGAGGCCAGUGGGUAGAUGGAGUGGUGUGUAAUCUAAGGAUGCUGUAUGUGGACACUCUGCAUAGGAGCAGCCAUGAUCUGAUUACAGAGCAUGAUGACCUCAAUGGCUUCACCCACACAGAAAUGACCACGGCCCCUGACAUCAGGACCCUAACUCCAGAUCUGAGUCCUAUAUCUGGGCUUCAUGUCAUCCAUCCCCAGCCUGAUGAAAAGAACCAGAUUCAUGUCCAAAUCAAUGUUCCAACUCUCAUAAUUGUCAAGAUACAAUCUGGACAGAGAGCCACCAGCUCAUGGUCAGCCCCAGUGCUCCGGAUGGGGGUCCCCUUCUUUUCAUCUUGCCCAGAAGAAGUGGCUCAGUCUUGGUCUGGUUGUCAGAGAGGGUCCUAUGAUACUUGGUUUUCCUCUGUGACCCUUGUGUUGCCCUCUGAGGGGGUUCAGAUUCUGAAAAUCAAUGUGAUGAAUGCAGUGAGCUUUCAGAGUGCUAGUUUUAAGGUUUAUGGCUACAAGGCAGUGACAGGGCUCAGUGUAGAGCCACAUGGACACCUGAGGAUGCUCGUGGACAUAUCACAGUCAUUUAUAGCCAAAGUGGAGGGUGGUACUUCAGUGAAAUUCACCUGGGUGAUUGACGACCUGCAGAAGUUUGCCUACGAAGGGGAAUCUUACAGUGUGGUUUUCAAGAAACCUGCUGAGUAUAAGCUAAUGAGUCAGUGCAUCCUUCUGACUGCUGAUGAAAUGGCCCCGCUGGCUGAGCCAGAGUUCCUGUCAGUCAGUGAAGUUGUAGCUGUGGAUGCCGCACAACUCUACACCCUCAGGGUCAAAGUGGACAUUUCUCUAGGGGUCACUUUUAGGUGGGAUUUUGGAGAUGGCAGUAGCAGGGUUAUCCACACCCAGCCUGCCCCAUGUGAGACCAUGGAGGGGCUUGAGGAGAGAGGACAGAGACAAGUUUAUGUCCAGGAUUCAGUUAGCCACACCUACAUUACCCCCGAUAACUGCACACUUAAAGUCCAAGUCUUCAACCAAUUUGACAAUAUUGAGACAUCCAUGAAGAUAAAAAUCUGCCCUCUGUUGAUUCGUCUCAUCCUUUCAUCCUCUACUCCGGUGCCUUUUGUCACAGAGCCUUUCCAUCUGGAAGCUUCUCCAGAUCCCUCUCCCUAUGGCAUCUUUUAUAACUGGGACUUUGGUGAUGGCUCCAAAGCUGUCCAGGGGAUCUAUCGUCAAGUCACCCAUGCUUAUGGAUCUGCUGGGAUUUAUAAUGUCACAGUGUGUGCUAACAACAGUUUAAGUGCAUUGACUGCCUGGCUCAUGGUGGAGGUUAUGGAAAAAGUCACUGGGUUGACUUUAAGCUACAACGGACCAAACGAACUGAGUUCUGUUACAGAUAUCAGAGCUGAAGUUGCCACUGGUGCAAAUCUCACCUGGGUGUUUGACUUGGGUGAUGGGUCCUUUCAGAAAAACCCCACUGGCAGCUCUGUUUCUCAUGUCUAUAAGUCUCCGGGGAACUAUACAGUAGAUGUAACUGUCUCUAACUAUGUAAGCCAGGCUCGUCAGUCAAUCCAUGUGGAGGUCUACAGGUUAGCUGUUAAAGGAAUACUGCCUGCAGAGUGUGUCAUGAGUGGAAGAGACACACAGUUUAGUGCUCAGGUGAAUGGGAACAUAUCCAUGCUGACUUUCCAGUGGAGGUUUGGAGAUGGUUCACCUUUGACUGUAGUGAAGGGAAAGCCGACAGCCAUGCAUACAUUUUCAAACCAUGGAGUUUUUAAUGUGAAUCUGACUGUGUUUAGCCCUGUUAGGUCUGUGCCCUAUAAUGCAAGCGUGUGUGUUGAAGCCCCAAUAACUGGCAUAAAUUUACAUGCAUCACAGGAUGCUGUGGCAGUGGGAGAACAGGUAUGUUUCAGUGUGCUAGUUUCCCCUAAUCAGACAACAGGUUACCAGUUCAUGUGGUUAAGUGACGCCUCUAGUCCCUCUGUUAAUACAGCCAAUGCUCAGAAGUGCUUUGUCUACAAUGAGGAAGGGGUUGAAGAGGUGUCUGUAAUGGCAAGUAAUAAAGUCAGCAACAAAACAGCCAAAUUCAGUAUUGCUAUUCAAAAUCCUGUGAGUAAGCUUUUUGUAGAGCACGAUAGUCAAAGUAAUGCACUGACUGUCAAUACUUUAACAUCAUUUUGGGUAGACAGUUGCACUGGGACUAAUGUUUCUGUCCUGUGGGACUUUGGAGAUAGCUCCCCUGUGGAGCAGAGCCAAAAUGUCUCCCAUGUUUUCACCUCAGCAGGCCAAUUCACAGUCACUGCCACAGCUUUUAACGCAGUCAGCCGCCACUCUGUGACACUUGAAGUGAAUGUUUUACUCCCGGUUUCAGACCUUUCACUUCACACCAACCAGCCUUAUGCUGUAGUAAGUGAAGAAGCUGUUAUAACAGCAGUUAGCAGUGCUAUCAGCAGCACCAACUACUACUGGACAGUGGAUGGUGUGACUACAGCCAAACAGGGAACCUAUCAGUUUAUAUAUGUGUUCUCUAAACCAGGGAUGUAUCAAGUCAGAGUUGUAGCCCAGAACUUGGUGAGUAGGAGGGAGGCAGCUAUUUUUAUUGAGGUCUUAGAAAGGAUAGAGGGUCUUCAUAUUGAAUGUCAAAGUCUGACAAACAGGAAAUACAUACCAACCCAGGAGAGAGUGCUGUUUAUUGCUUCGUUCACCCAAGGCUCCAAUGUCACUUAUCAUUGGCUUGCUACACAGGGAAGUAUAAAUCGCCAAAUUACUGGUGAUGGACAGCAUUUUCAUCUGUUAGUUGAAACUCCUGGCAACAUUACUGUCCAGCUAACAGCCUCUAAUAAGUUGGGUGAGACAAUUAGUGUUGUUUCUGUUGUGGCAGUAGAGUGGGUGACAGGUGCAAGCUUGACAACAAGGUCAAACAUUGUGGCAGUGGGAACAUCUGUGAAUAUCUCUGCAACUGUGGUUACCGGGUCUGACCUCCACUAUCUUUGGUAUGUGAGCUCUGACCUCUUAUCCCUGCAGACGGAUGUGCCCUUUAUUCUCCACACUUUUACAACUUUUGGUCAUUGCCUUGUCAAAGUUUCAGUUCUGAAUGUCCUCAGCCACAGCAAUGUCACCAAACAGUUUGUAGUCCAGGAGGGGAUUGGAGAGACAGACUUUCAAAUAGACAGAAAGACACACCCAUUUUACAUAAACACAAGUACUGCUAUCUCAUUCCAUGGGCUAGUCAAUGCAGGUAGCAAUUUGCACUGGGACUGGAAAAUUGGCACAAAUGCUAAACCCACUCUGUUUAAAGGUACCACUCAGACUUUUAUCUACACUUUUACACAUGCAGACAUCUACAAGGUGUGUUUGAAUGUGUCCAAUGAGAUAAGCUGGCAGACAAUUUCACACACUGUCACUGUCCAGGAUGCGAUCAAAAGUCUGAGUCUUGACAUAAGCAAGUCUACUGUCUGCACUCAGGACCCAGUUAUUUUUACCCCAACAGUUUCCAAAGGAAGCAACGUAAGCUUUGAUAUAGCAUUUGGUAAAGGGGAUUCAACUCAUAGUCAGGACUUUGUCAGAGGACAGCUCAUCACAACUAGCCUUCUAGCUGGGACACAUUUAGUGACAGUGAAAGCCUGGAAUGAAGUCAGUAGUGCUGAAGUGGUGUCUAACAUUGUGGUCAUUGAGCGUAUUCAAGGUUUGCGGCUAGUAAACUGUUGCUCCACUGCUCUAGAGGCUCUGAAAGCUGUUCAUUUCAAGGCAGAAGUUCAAAAUGGAUUUCCAGUCAGCUUCACCUGGAUAUUUCACUUGGAGGGGUAUGAGCCUUCACAGGUUGUAGGGCAGGAAGUGAUAUUCUCUUUUCCUGGAAGUGGUUUAUUGUUGAUUACUGUGGUAGCUAGCAAUGGCAUUUGCCGCAAGACCCUAAAUGAGACCACUACAGUUCAGUGGCCUGUUAAGGAGGUCAAGCUUUUCUGUCAGUCAGAAAGGGUCUUCAGUGGAUAUACUGUGAGGUUUUCUGCCCAAGUGAAUAGUGGGAGUAAUCUCAGGUACCACUGGGACUUUGGAAACUCAACAGAAGUGUUGGCCACAGACUUCAACACAGCCAGUCAUACUUAUCAUAUUGUCGGGAGGUACAACAUCACCAUCAAAGCGUACAACGAUGUCAGUCAAGUGUCCACACAGCUACAAGUGGAAGUGAAUGAGCUCCAAUGCUCCAGCCCACAAGCUCUUUUAGUCCCAGGGCAUUCUACCAUCCUCAGGUCCAGACCCAACUAUUUCGAAGCAACUUUGGACAUCAACUGCUCUGCUUACAAGACCACCUAUCUGUGGGAAAUAUUCAGAACGUCUGACUGUACAGAUGGCAAAAAAGAUUUCACUGAGAACAUUGUAGUCCUUAGUAAUCAGGUAGAUGUGACUUCACCUUUACUCUUCCUUCCAAAGCAUACACUGGAGGUAGGACAGCAUUGCCUCGUAUUCACUGUUUCACUCAAGGGAACUCCUCUAUUUGUGAAACGGAAGAUGAAGGUUACAGUGGUCCACUCCCCACUGGUAGCUGUCAUCAAGGGAGGCUCGCACAGACUGUGGCCCAGCUUCAGCAACCUCAUCCUGGAUGGCUCUGAGUCUCAAGACCCUGAUGUAGAGCCAGGAGUGGAGGACCAGCUGCAGUAUCGCUGGGACUUCAUAAAUGCAGUAUCAGUGUGUGAAGCUCCGGUGUUUCCUGUGACAGUGGAAUGUGUAUCCUGUUCUGUCCUCUCCUCCUCCCACCGUGUCAGCUACACCACUACAGUUGUCCUCUCUGGACACUGUGGACAAUGCAAUGACCAUGCACAGUACAAAUGGAGUGCAGAGGACCACAACGGCCUGAGCCUUGACCUUGAUGAGGUUGCUACAUUCACUGGGGCUUAUGCCCCUGAUCUGGUGGUUCCAUCAGGGGUUCUCCAGGAUGGACACACUUAUACCUUCACCCUCAAUGUGUCUCAGCUGGGCAAAGGACAGUGGGGCAGUGCGAGCCUGACGAUUUUACCUAACCAUCCUCCCUAUGGAGGCAUCUGUAGCCUGAGCCCAGAGUCAGACAUACACCUGCUAGAGACUGUGGUCACCUAUAACUGCUCAGGUUGGCAGGAUGAUGACAACGAGGCCUCUCAGCUGAUCUAUACCCUCCAGGUGACACCAUGUCAACCCACUGGCACUGCCUGCCCUCUGCUCACUCUCUACAGGGGAACUCAUUCAACAUUUGGUAGCCUGGUUCCCAUGGGAAGUCCUGCACAACAAAAAGGCAUGUCAGUUAUCACAGUAACUUUGCUGGUAGAAGAUCAUCUGGGAGCAAAGGUCAUUGCUCUCAACAAAACGUUGACAGUUGAACAUCCUGCAAUGGGUGAGGUUGCCAGUAAGUGGCUUAGGAAGAAGAGCCAGACAGAUAUGUGGGCUGUAGUCCAACAUGGCAACCCUCUGGAGAUCAUCGCAUACUCCAUUGCCCUCACCAGCCAGCUCAACCAGAUGGAGUCAGCGCAAAGUCUCAGGGAGCUCAGUGAGAGGCGGGAAAUCCGGGGAAAUGUGACCCAAACUCUUGCUUCUCUUCCAAUUUCUUCCUUACAGGAUGUGGUUCAGGUCAGCUCAGCACUGGCCCAGUCCACAGCUGUUGCCAGUGAGUUGGUAUGCAGGGGCUGUCAAGAGAAGGUCCUGGAAGCUGUGGGGAAGAUGAUCCACGUGAUGCAGGAGCAGACAAAUGUUGGUGUUGCAUCAGUUGUUGACACAGGGAGGAACGUCCUUAAUGUCAUAGGUAGCAUUUUGGCUUCUGUGUCUGAGUCUGUUGGUGUUUCCACUCCUCACUCAAACUAUUCAAGCACUCUGGAGUCGGCUUCUAUAACCACCCUGUCAGCGCUAGACCAUGCUGUGGCCCUCAUGCACUCUCUGAUGCAUUCCCGUGUUCGUGGUGAGGAGCCCCUCUUGCUCGCCACUCCACAUAUCAGCACCUUUGGUUUCCAUGGACGCCCCUCCGACCUCCUCUGCACUCAAAACAACACCUCAAGGCAGUACAUCCAGAGAAUGUCCUCUUCUACUGAUGCAUCCGAGGCUCACCACCCAUGUCGGUUUCAUAUUCCCAGCUCCCUAACUGAUCAACUAAAGAGUCAGAGGACAGAUGUGGUACAGACACUGCUAAGUAUGGAUGGAGGAAUGAGGUCCAAUCCUUUGCUGACUGCAGCCACCCCUCCUAUCUCCACCACUUUGGUUGCUAUGGAAUUCACCACCCCUCAAGGCCAGCCAAUAUCCAUUGAAGAUCUGGACCCCAAACAGGCAAUACAGGUCACCCUGCCCAACAGGCACUCCAUGGAGGUGGGGUUAGCAGGACUGGGUAAUGGCAAUGAAGCUGGAUAUACACUUUGGAAUGGGAGGGUAGGUGAGGGCGAGAACGGGACAAGUCCACUAAAUGUAACUCUCCCUACUGAUGGAUCGCUGAACUUCACAGUUAAAGCUUUGAACGGGCUGGAUGAAAAUGCGGGGCUAUACAUCUCCUUCACCUUUAGCCUGGCACCAGGGGCUGUUCCACUGAGCUCAGGACAUGUCAGGAUAGAAGUGAACACCAUCCGGCCAGGUCUCAGUGCAUCCCAGCAUUCCCGUGUAAGAGAGAUGACUCUCUCCCUCUCUGCUCCAGCUGCUUCCGUAGAGGAGACCAUCUUUCUCUCUCCACUUUCCCUGUGCCGGUAUUACAGUGUGAAGGAGAAGCGCUGGAGCAGUGAGGGUCUCCGGCCACUGGAGGGCAGCACGCUCCACACAGCACACUGUCUAACCCAGCAUCUCACCAUGUUUGGAGCCAGUCUGUUCGUUCAUCCUGGUGCUGUUGUGCUGCUGCCACCGUCAGGCGGUCCAGUGCGUAACAUGGUGGCGGGGAUUGUGUGUGCUGUCCUGGUUCUGAUCCACCUGCUGGUGGGGCUGAUUGCCCACAAACUGGACCACCUGGACAGCCUGAGACAGAGCCAGAUCCCACUGUGUGGCCGACCGGGGCUGUACCAUUACAGAGUUCUGGUUAAGACUGGCUGGAUGAGGGGAGCAGGCACCACAGCACAUGUUGGCAUCAGUCUGUAUGGCGUGAAUAAGAGCGGUUCUCGCCAUCUGCAGAGGGAUGGAGCUUUUCAACGCGGCAGCCUGGACCAGUUUCACUUGGAGACAGACGACAACCUGGGAGAAGUUUGGAAAAUUCGCAUCUGGCAUGACAACACAGGUCUGGAGCCAUCAUGGUACGUUCAGCAUGUGGUGGUGUGGGACGUACAGACAGACCACAUGUUCUUCUUCCUGCUGGAGGACUGGCUCUCAGUGGAGAAGAAUGGCACCGUGGAGAAGGAAGUUCUCGCCUCAUGUCCUGAGGAGCUUUCUGAGUUUGGUCGGAUUUUUAACUCCCAGCUGCUGUUUGGGAUGGCGGAGCGCCACCUGUGGCUGUCGCUAUGGGAACGCCCUGCACACAGCCGCUUCACCAGGGGUCAAAGGGUGACCUGCAGUGCCCUCCUGCUACACCUCUACCUGGCACUGGGGGCGCUGUGGUACGGGGCCGUGGGUAUUAAGGGGCACAGUGGACCGGUGUCAGCUGAGUUGCUGUUUAAUAUGGAAACGGUUGCGGUGGGGAUGACUGUUGCCGCACUGGUGUUUCCUCUUCAGUGUCUCCUCUGCUUCCUGUUUAGAAAGGCUCACAGUCAGGUAACAGUGGAUGUGUCGGUUCCUCCAUCCCCUGUUUGUCACUCUGUGGAGAUGGAUGUCUACCUUGGUCAAUCAGCUCUCUCCGGUCCGUCCUUCCUGUCUUUGCCAGACUCCUCCGGCCCAGAACAAGACAGUCCUUCAUCUUUACUGGGAAGCAAGGCGUUUGACUCUGGUAUCCUGGAGUUCUGGGCUGCGUCUGGCCUGGCCCCGCAGAGGGAUGGAGCAGGUAGAGAGGGGGACAUGGUGGGGUGGCCGUCCUGUGACAGCCUCCUGGAUCUCCCAGCAGCCCCCAACCCUGGCAAGAAGUGUUCUCCUCUGGGCCCCACACGUCUGUUGAGAAGGAAGAGGGCCCUGAUGCAGCUCCGUCUGGCUUCACCCUCCUCCCCUGACUCACCCAGCACCCUGCUCCCUUCUCCUUCACACUCCCCUGUGCCCCCUCACCCAGUGCAAACCCACAACCUAACAACAGCUCUGACUCUGUCAGAGGAGGAUCUGCUGAUGUCGAUAGUGGCAGCGGCUGAAGACACAGUAAAGGUAACCAAUAGUGCGUCCACCUCAGACAGCGGACGUGAUUCCCCUAGGCCUCCGUCCUCACUCUCAGCCACCCAAAGCAGUUCCUGUAGUAGCUGGUCAGAGCAGAGUGUGGAUAAACCCCAGUAUGGCACCGAUAUCUAUAAGCCCUCCUGUCCUUCUCCCAGGUCCCUGUAUGGGACAGGGCUCUAUAAGUGCCCCUCUGAUCUGUCUGUUGACUCUGUGGCCAGCACCUUCCUCCCAAGUCCUUCUCCUGACUCCACACGCUCUUCUUCCACCACACGCAUAGGUGUGGCUCGAAGACAGCCUGGCUGGCUGCUCCCUCCCUGGGCACUAUGUGUGAUUUACCCGCUGGUGGCUAUGCUGCUGGGAGCCUGUCUGGCUGUGGUUGGCCUCUACGGCAGCCUCUUCUCCAGAGCAGUCCUUCUGAUGUGGCUUGUGUCAGCUGUGUCAGCCUUCCUCACCUCUGCAGUGCUGCUGGAACCUCUUAAGGUGUGUGUGCAGGCGUUGCUGCAUUCAGCACUGUGGCGGCCUGUAGAUCCAGAGGUGGAGGACCAGUUGGCCCAGGAGACCACAGUGAUAAGGGCACUGGGAGAUCAGGGUGGGAAGGUUCGGCCACCAUGCGGCUACGGGCUGCUGCAGGCCAAGGAGGAAGCCCGCAAAGUCCGAGCCCUGCGAUCUCUCAUGAAGCACUGUGUGUGCCAGCUGUUAUUCCUGCUCCUGGUGCUGAUGGUGAACUAUCAGGACAGUGUAGAGGAGAGGCAGAGCAGGCUGCUGCACUCCUUUGUCAGACGCCGUCUUCACACAGCACCCGGGGGGGCUCCUAACCUCACCUCACUCAGAGGCUGGCCAGAUGCAGGGCAGUGGCUGGACCAAACCUUGGUGCCACACCUACACCAAAAACCUACCAUGCUCGUUGUAGGGUUGCCACGCCUACAGUAUACACAUGCUCUUGGUGCUAUGGCGACAGUCUCCCUGGGAAACAACAGCGUGAAGACACGGCAGCUCCUAGCUGACCUGCACAUCACAGACUGGACCACGACACAAUUUAAAAGUCUUUCUGUGGACUUCACACACCACCACAAGGAGUCUGGUUUAUUUGUGUGUGUGUCCGUGCACCUAGAGUGGACUCAGGCACAUAGAAUCACUCCCUCCCUCUUUAUUCAUCCACUCCUCAUCCCUUCAUCCUCCUCUGGACCAGAUCUUCAGGUGGCACUUGCGGUGCUUCUUCUCCUCUCCGCUCUCCUCUUCCUGCUUGGUGAGCUGUGGUCCAUGGCAACUGAGCGUGCCAAGUAUGCAAGUCAGGGCUGGCACUGGUUCCAGCUUCUCCUGUCCUUCUUGUCCCUGGCAGCAGCUAUACUGCAGCUGUGCUUCCUGUCCCAGGCUACAUCAUGUGUGCUUGAGGUAAAGGUUCACUCUGAAACACCCAUCCAGAUUAUCUCACCCAUAGGUGUCAGCUCGGCUGCUAGGAACCUUGAGGUUUGUGCGGAGGUGGGUCGUGAUCGGCAGAGUGCUGCAGAGAGCCCGGAGGCAGCUGGGGGCUCUGACUGUCCUACUGCUCCUACUACUGCUGCUCUGCGCUCACCUUGGAAACAUGUGGAAGGCUUUCUGUCGAUACCUCAAGCUGGUGUCUCCGCGCUGUCCAUCCUACGUGGCCGAGUGGCUCUCCAGAGACUAUGCAGGGCCCACCCAGUCCUGGGACCCCUCUACGGGCUAUUAUUGAUGGGGGGAGCUCUCUGGCUACUGGCUAGACUCUGUGCAGCAAUUCUCAUCCGUACAUACAGGGCAGAGCAGGCUGGGAUGUACUGUCCAACCAUUGAACCUCAAGACUAUGAGAUGGUGGAAUUCUUCAUCAAGAGACUCAAGCUGUGGAUGGGACUUACCAAGGCUAAAGAGUUCAGACACAGGGUGAAGUUCGAAGGCAUGGAUGCCCCUCCUUCCAGGUCCUCCCAAGAGUCCCGUCUCUCCACAUUGUCCUCCAACCUCCUUUCUUCCCGCUCCCCUUCACUCUCCUCCUGCUACUCGUCCCCCCGUCCCCUGUCCUCAGCUCUCUCCUUGAGGUCAGAGGACUCGCUGUCUGAGCCAGGGUUUGACGUCCAGCCUUACCUGGACCACCUGUUGCCCUGCGUCAACAGUCUACUGUUUCGUUUUGACUGCGUCAACCAGAUAACUGAGGACCUUCAUGAUCUGGAAGUGAAGCUAGAGGAAGCUCAGAUCAGGAGAAGGAAGAGAUGGAUCAGAAGCCAGAGGGAAAGCGCUGGAGGAUUGGGAGAGUCAGGAGGGCCAGAGAAGGUGGAAGGGGAGGUGGGGAGAGCUAAAGAAAUUAGACACAGGAAGACAGGUGUGCUUUACCCUAAGCUACACAUCUCUACUGCAGCCUCCUUUUCUUAUAAUCCCUCUACCCUUCACCCAUCUCCUACUUCAGUCUGCAUCCUUCCCCGUGCACAAAGCUCCUACUCUGAAUCAACGUUUCUUCAUCCUCAUUCAUCCAAAGACACUCAUCUCUCUGAAGUGACAAAGCCUACAUCUGGAAACUGUGGUCUGGGCCUAUAUUCUGCAGAAUCUCCAAGCUCUGGAAUGAUCCCCAGAAGAAGAGCGUGGCACUCUGGGAGCUCUCAUUCGGCCGAUGCAGCUCAGAGGGCCCUUCAGGCCCCAGGUGGGGUUGUUUUAUAUAGAAAUGGAGGAGUUGGUGCCUCAGUGAAGGCCAGGCCCAGGAGUGAAGAGGGUGUAAGCAGACGUAUCAGUGAUGGCAUCCCUGUAAAGAGGAAGGCUUGGAUCUCUGAAGGGCCAGAGACUGAGCAAGAUUAAUUGUGUGUUCCCACUGCAAACGUAUCUGUGACAAACUCAGCAACUCAGUGUAAACACAUAAUAAGAGGGAGAGAGCAAGAGAGAGAGAGAGAACAAGACAGCAAGAAUAAGUAUAUUUUCUUUAAAGCUUAACUGUAGGAAACUAGUGCAAGACACAAGUUUUCACUGUUGUCUACCUCGGCCGUCAGU